Aphanomyces astaci is the source of this 276-nucleotide messenger RNA. RefSeq lists its product as hypothetical. The annotation marks the transcript as partial. The transcript has a single exon. Lineage: Eukaryota; Oomycota; Saprolegniomycetes; Saprolegniales; Verrucalvaceae. The record is from RefSeq and is a predicted model, not a curated record.
AUGCCAUCACCACGAACCGCCCGUGUCGAGGCACCUGCUGCUGCACCGAGCAACCACCCGGACAUGUACGACAUGUCCGGGCUGGAAGACUUCUCGUAUGACGAAGUAAUGCGAGUGACGCAAUCCGAAGAGGAAUGCGUUAAGUGGUGCAUAAAGGUCGGGUUGCUGCGGUCGCCGAUGAUGUGCCCAAAGUGCGCCAAACCCAUGAAGCUACGGCAACAGCGAUGGCGCUGCCAACGGAGCGCCUGCGGCUCUGCCCAGCUCAGCGUCAAGGCA